CUUCUAUAUAUUUGACUCUGGACCAUCAUUUCCGCCAUGGCCUCAGCUGAGUGGCAAGAGCUGGCUGAGGCCAUGAGGGCAGCACUCUGGGCCUUGGGAGUCGGGCGCCUUGUCCUCACUCUCUGGGCGGUCCCCAUCGAUGGUCCAGAUGCUCUGAGGCUGGCGUACAGACAGAGUCAGUGUGACGGAGUGGUGCUGGUCCGACACGAGGGUGUGUGGGGGCAUGUGUGCAACCAAGAGUGGACGCUGGCGGAGGCUUCCGUGGUCUGCAGGCAGCUAGGCUGUGGCUCCGCUGUGGGCGCCCCCAAGUACGUCCCACUGCCUGGAGAGAUGGUGCUGCCCAGGCUGCACAACGUGUCCUGCAGGGGCGAUGAGACCUCCCUGUGGGACUGCAGCCUCGGGGCGUGGACGCAGAGCCGCUGUCCCCAUGAGUGGUUGGUGGUGGCACUCUGCUCCAAUGGCACUUUCCGCGAGAUCCGGCUGGUGCAGGGCCGAAGCCCCUGCUCUGGGCUCCCGGAGAUCAGGAACGUGAAUGCGGCGGACCGCCUGUGUGGCCUGCACAAGGAGGAGGCCACUGUGUUCUGCCAGGAGCUGGGCUGCGGCCCCGUGCUGCAGGCUUCCCGCCAGGACGUGGGCAUUGUCAGGAAGUACAUGACCUGCAAGGGCACAGAGCCCACCAUCCGGAACUGCAGGCUCAACAACAACCUCCGCGGUGGCUGCGACUUCCAGCAGGAUGCCGAGGUGGUCUGCUCAGGACACACCGAGGCCCGGCUGGCGGACGGCGAGCACCCCUGUGCUGGGCGUCUGGAGGUGAGGCGCGGCCUGACCUGGGGCACCGUCUGCGACGCUGAUCUGGACCAGGCCACGGCCCAGGUGGUGUGCCGGGAGCUGCAGUGCGGCUCAGCCGUGUCCAUGCCUGGCAUCUCCCUCUUUGGCCCGGGCUCCGGGGUCGUGUGGACGGAGGCCUUCCACUGUGUGGGCAACGAGUCCCUGCUGUUCCACUGCCCUCAGGGUCCCGGGCACCAGUGUGGGCACAACCAGGAUGCUGGGCUCAGGUGCUCAGAGUUCCGGCUGGUCAACGGCAGCCACAGCUGUGAAGGGCGAGUGGAACUCCAGGUUCAGGGGGCCUGGGCGCCCCUCUGUGCUGCACACUGGGACUUAGCAGAUGCCACCGUCCUCUGCCACCAGCUCAACUGUGGCAGUGCAAUGGCCACACCUCGAGGAGGCCAUUUUGGGGGCGGGGACGCUCCUAUCUGGUCCGACGUGUUUCACUGUGUGGGGACAGAGCCCUAUUUGUGGAAUUGCCCAGUGAGCACCUUGGGGGCACCCGCCUGUGCCCCGGGAAACGUGGCCACCGUGGUCUGCUCAGGUCUCUCCCACACCCUGCGGCUGAGGGACGGACAGAGCCACUGUGAUGGCCGCGUUGAGGUGUCCCUGGACGGCGUGUGGGGCCGUGUUCUGGACGACUCGUGGAACCUACACGGCGCAAUCGUCGUGUGCCGGCAACUGGGAUGCGGAAGGGCCCAGCGAGCCUAUGAUGCGCCUGCGCCCAGGCGUGGGGCCGUCGGGGUGGGGCUGAGCCGAGCGCGCUGUCUGGGCACUGAGACCCUCCUGACCCAGUGCAACGUGUCCAAAUCCCUGCUGGUGCCCGCGGGGGCCUCGCGGGACGUGGGCGUCGUGUGCUCUGGGAGCCACCGGGUACGGCUGGCAGCGGGGCCCGGCCGCUGUGCAGGGCGCGUGGAGGUGUUCCACGGAGGCGCGUGGGGCACAGUGUGUGACGACGGCUGGGACCUGCAGGACGCACACGUCGUCUGCGAGCAGCUGGGCUGUGGCCGCGCCCUCAGCGCCCUGGGGGCCGCGCACUUUGGGGCCGGGUCGGGUCGCAUCUGGAUGGAUGAGCUGGGCUGCAGGGGCAACGAGUCUGCGCUGUGGCAGUGCCCGUCGAGGGUCUGGGGCCAGCACGACUGUGGACACAAGGAGGACGCCGGCGUCUUCUGUUCAGGGUCAGUGGCUCUGAGGCUGCGAGGUGGCAGCCAGCUCUGUGAGGGGUGGCUGGACGUGUUCUACAAUGGGACGUGGGGUGGCGUGUGCAGUAACGCCCUGAAGGACACCUCCUUGUCUGUCAUCUGCAAGCAGCUGGGCUGUGGGGAGCAGGGCUGGCUGGAGAACAGGCCUGUCCACACUGGCCUGGACACCUCCUGGGUGGACAACAUUGAGUGCCGCAGGCUGCAAAACUCCACGCUGUGGCACUGCCCGUCAGCCCCAUGGCAUCCACACUCCUGUGCCCGUGGAGAGGAGGUCUGGAUCACCUGUGCAGGAUUGUCAGAGAAAACGUGGCAGGAAUCCUGGGAGACCCUCAACUGCUUAUCCACCCACAGCUGCCCAGAGGAGGGCGCCGUGCGCGUGCGCGGGGGCGAGGACCGCUGCUCCGGCCGCGUGGAGCUGUGGCACGCCGGCUCCUGGGGCACCGUGUGCGACGAUUCCUGGGACCUGGCAGACGCUGAGGUCGUGUGCCGCCAGCUGGGCUGUGGCCGGGCCAUGGGCGCCCUGGCGGGGGCUGCCUUUGGUCCUGGCUCGGGUCCCGUGUGGCUGGACGAGGUGGCGUGCCGGGGCAGCGAGGCGUCUCUGUGGGGCUGCCCGGCGGAACCGUGGGGACGCGCAGACUGUGGACACAAGGAGGACGCGGGCGUGCGCUGCUCCCGUGACAGGGGUACCACUGUCCUGCCAUUGGCAUCAGGCCCCACCCUGGUCCCUCUAUCUGCGCUCAAGGCUGGGACCAUGCCCAUGACCUUCUGCCUUGUCCUGGGCACCCUCCUGGGCAUCGUGUCCCUGGUCCUGGGGGCACAUUGGUACCGCAGCCGAGGUUCUGGAAUGUUGGGGAACCUUCCCUUGGAAGGGGUUUAUGAGGACAUUGGAGCCGUCUCCAUGGGGGAGAAAGAUGAGGAGCCCAGUGUGUCCUGGGACCUGGUGCUGGAGGAGUAUGACGAUGCCUGGGAGCCAGAGUACGGCCUGGACGAUGAGGACGAGGACGGGGACGAGGAUGGGGGCCUGCCCCUGAGCCCCACAGGCCUCGCCGAGGACUCCGUGACUCUGCUGAGGGGCGAGAGCCGCUGCGAGGGCCUGGUCACCGUGCAGCGCGGAGGGCAGCAGGGCAUGGUGUGCGGAGACGGCUGGGGCCCGGGCGAGGCGGACGUCAUCUGCCGGCAGCUGGGCUGCGGCCGCGCGCUCUUCGCGCCCACGUAUGUGCUGUGGCCCUCGGAGAGGCAGCGGUCCCUGCUGCAGGCCGUGCAGUGCCAGGGCGGCGAGGCCUCGCUCUGGGACUGCUCGCUGGGGCCGUGGGGGCCCGCGCGGGGCUGCGCCUGUGAGUGCAUCAGCGCCCUGCACUGCUCAGGUGGGAGGCCGGUCACCGAGCAGCUGAGUGGAGGAAGCAGCCCCUGUGCGGGGACCCCUGACAUCCUGUUUGGAGACGGCUUUAACGUGAAUUGUGGCUUGCAUGCAGAGGAGGCCAAUGUGUUCUGCAGGAGACUAGGGUGCGGCCAGGCACUCCAGGCAUCCAAAACCCUCCCCAGCCCAAAGGUCGUGACCUGUCAGGGAACAGAGUCCAGCAUCUUAAACUGCAGGUUCAACUUGAACGUGUGGACGUAUUGCACACAUGAGACGGACUCCCAGGUGGUGUGUUCAGGACACACCGAGGCCCGGCUGGCGGACGGCGAGCACCCCUGUGCUGGGCGUCUGGAGGUGAGGCGCGGCCUGACCUGGGGCACCGUCUGCGACGCUGAUCUGGACCAGGCCACGGCCCAGGUGGUGUGCCGGGAGCUGCAGUGCGGCUCAGCCGUGUCCAUGCCUGGCAGCUCCCACUUUGGCCCGGGCUCCGGGGUCGUGUGGACGGAGGCCUUCCACUGUGUGGGCAACGAGUCCCUGCUGUUCCACUGCCCUCAGGGUCCCGGGCACCAGUGUGGGCACAGCCAGGAUGCUGGGCUCAGGUGUUCAGGGGAAAGGUUCCAGCUGGUCAACGGCAGCCACAGCUGUGAAGGGCGAGUGGAACUCCGGGUUCAGGGGGCAUGGGCGCCCCUCUGUGCUGCACACUGGGACUUAGCAGAUGCCACCGUCCUCUGCCACCAGCUCAACUGUGGCAGUGCAAUGGCCACACCUCGAGGAGGCCAUUUUGGGGACGGGGACGCUCCUAUCUGGUCCGACGUGUUUCACUGUGUGGGGACAGAGCCCUAUUUGUGGAAUUGCCCAGUGAGCACCCUGGGGGCCCCCGCCUGUGCCCCGGGAAACGUGGCCACCGUGGUCUGCUCAGGUCUCUCCCACACCCUGCGGCUGAGGGACGGACAGAGCCACUGUGAUGGCCGCGUUGAGGUGUCCCUGGACGGCGUGUGGGGCCGUGUUCUGGACGACUCGUGGAACCUAUAUGGCGCAAUCGUCGUGUGCCGGCAACUGGGAUGCGGAAGGGCCCAGCGAGCCUAUGAUGCGCCUGCGCCCAGGCGUGGGGCCGUCGGGGUGGGGCUGAGCCGAGCGCGCUGUCUGGGCACUGAGACCCUCCUGACCCAGUGCAACGUGUCCAAAUCCCUGCUGGUGCCCGCGGGGGCCUCGCGGGACGUGGGCGUCGUGUGCUCUGGGAGCCACCGGGUACGGCUGGCGGCGGGGCCCGGCCGCUGUGCAGGGCGCGUGGAGGUGUUCCACGGAGGCGCGUGGGGCACAGUGUGUGACGACGGCUGGGACCUGCAGGACGCACACGUCGUCUGCGAGCAGCUGGGCUGUGGCCGCGCCCUCAGCGCCCCGGGGGCCGCGCACUUUGGGGCCGGGUCGGGUCGCAUCUGGAUGGAUGAGCUGGGCUGCAGGGGCAACGAGUCUGCGCUGUGGCAGUGCCCGUCGAGGGUCUGGGGCCAGCACGACUGUGGACACAAGGAGGACGCCGGCGUCUUCUGCUCAGGGUUCACAGACCUGAGGCUUCAGGACAGAAGCCAGCCCUGCGCUGGGCGGCCGGAAGUUUUCUACAAUGGUACGUGGGGUGGCAUCUGCCAGUCCCUGAGUCCUGCCUCCCUGGAAGUCCUGUGUGGGCAGCUGGGCUGUGAGCACCGCGGGCAGCUUCAGGCUGGGGUCGUUUCCCGGAAGGCCCCUGGGGUCCUCUGGGUAGCCUCCAUUAGGUGCCGGAACAAGCACGAAACGUCCCUGUGGCAGUGCCCCUCAGCCCCCUGGGACCCGCACUCCUGCUCCAGCCAGGAGGAAGCCUGGGUUGUAUGUGCAGAAAAGGCGGGACCAGCUCCUCAGGACCCUGGGGAGACCCUCAACUGCUCAGCCACUCAGACCUGCCCAGAGGAAGGCGCCCUGCGCGUGCGCGGGGGCGAGGACCGCUGCUCCGGCCGCGUGGAGCUGUGGCACGCCGGCUCCUGGGGCACCGUGUGCGACGAUUCCUGGGACCUGGCAGACGCUGAGGUCGUGUGCCGCCAGCUGGGCUGUGGCCGGGCCAUGGGCGCCCUGGCGGGGGCUGCCUUUGGUCCUGGCUCGGGUCCCGUGUGGCUGGACGAGGUGGCGUGCCGCGGCAGCGAGGCGUCUCUGUGGGGCUGCCCGGCGGAACCGUGGGGACGCGCAGACUGUGGACACAAGGAGGACGCGGGCGUGCGCUGCUCCCGGCCUGGCCCCCGCCUCCUGUCGGCCCCAGAGCCCUGCCUGACGCUCAGGGUGGUCAGUGCAGUCCUGGCUACGCUUCUCGGUCUCCUCGUCCUGGGCCUCCUGGGCCUCCUGAUCCUGCUACGAGUCUCACGAGCCAAGCAGAGAGGUCUGGGAAGCUCUGAGGCAUCUCCUGAAGAACCCCUGUAUGAUGUCAUUGGGGAACUGCCUGUAGUGUCGCUGUACGAGGAGAUUGGGGAGGCUGAGGGUAAGCCCCAGGGUGAAGAGGACCAGGGUGUGGCCAGGUGCAAUGGCAGGUGUGUCUGCAGCUCUGAGGGUGAGCCUGGGGGCGGGGCUCUGGAGGACCAGCAGGAGGGGGCCGCUGACCACAGGGUGCUUGGAUAUGAGGAGUCCGUUGGGUACGGGGAAGGCAGGAUCAAACCAAUGAGGGCGGAAUGGGCUGCCGGACUCCAGUCAGAGAGGGCAUGUCUGAGGUGGGGGAGGCCAGGAGAGGUGGCGAACCUCAAGGAUGAAGAGUCUGCAGUGGAGGAGGGUUAUGACGAUGCUGCAAUUCCACUGGAGGAGACGACGCCGUGA
Molecule: messenger RNA, 6210 nt
Organism: Rhinolophus ferrumequinum (greater horseshoe bat)
Lineage: Eukaryota; Metazoa; Chordata; Mammalia; Chiroptera; Rhinolophidae
Gene: SCART1
Product: scavenger receptor family member expressed on T cells 1
Exons: 25
Coding region: 37-6210 (2057 amino acids)
Cellular component (GO): membrane
Source: RefSeq, a predicted model, not a curated record